Cicer arietinum (chickpea) is the source of this 958-nucleotide messenger RNA. RefSeq names its product large ribosomal subunit protein eL13z. Lineage: Eukaryota; Viridiplantae; Streptophyta; Magnoliopsida; Fabales; Fabaceae. Gene Ontology annotation, molecular function: RNA binding; structural constituent of ribosome. Gene Ontology annotation, biological process: translation. The record is from RefSeq and is a predicted model, not a curated record. Gene Ontology annotation, cellular component: cytosolic large ribosomal subunit; ribosome.
CAAACACCACAGGCCCAAAACACAACAGACCCAAAACACCUCCUUUAAAUAUUUGAAACCCUAAUUGUUGUUGUCUCUGACUCUGCACUCUCUUGGCCGAAAAUCGAUACUCAGGUAAGCCGCCAUGGUGAAGCAUAACAAUGUUAUCCCUAACGAACACUUCCGUAAGCAUUGGCAAAACUACGUGAAGACAUGGUUCAAUCAACCAGCAAGGAAGACCAGAAGACGAUUGGCCCGUCAGAAGAAAGCAGUUAAGAUUUUCCCUAGGCCUACUGCUGGACCACUAAGGCCAUUGGUUCAUGGUCAAACUGCCAAAUACAACAUGAAACUUCGUGCUGGUAAAGGAUUUUCCCUUGAAGAGUUGAAGGCUGCUGGUAUUCCCAAGAAGCUUGCUCCAACCAUUGGCAUUGCCAUUGAUCAUCGCCGCAGGAACCGUUCUUUGGAAGGCCUGCAAGCUAAUGUGCAGAGGCUGAAAACAUACAAGGCCAAGUUGGUUGUUUUCCCAAGACGUGCACGCAAGACCAAGGCGGGUGACUCUACACCUGAGGAACUUGCUAAUGCCACACAAGUCCAAGGCUCGUACUUGCCUGUUGUGAGGGAGAAACCAACUGUAGAACUUGUCAAGAUCACCGAUGAAAUGAAGGCAUUCAAAGCUUAUUACAAGCUCCGCCUUGAACGCACAAACAAGCGUCAUUAUGGUGCUAGGCUCAAGAAGGCUGCUGAGGCAGAAAAAGAAGACAAAAAGUGAUGACCUUAAGAAUUGAUAUUCUAUUCAUAUAGUAGUUGUUUCAAGACAAUUUUGUUUGAAAAUAGCUUUGUUAAGAACAUGCCAAGUCUGAAUCAUGGAUUUCUUUGCUUACCAUUAUUGUGUUCUGUUCCUCUGGUUUGUAUGUUGAACAAGUACUUGUGUUUUAUCUGGAUUUUGCAGCCGUGUUUAUUUUAUUCAUGCAUUUUCCUA